This is a messenger RNA of Penicillium daleae, 3114 nucleotides long. It is a transcript of the gene rat1, whose product is annotated as 5'-3' exoribonculease Dhp1. Bases 1 to 3114 code for a protein of 1037 amino acids. Gene Ontology annotation, molecular function: 5'-3' RNA exonuclease activity; RNA binding; zinc ion binding. Gene Ontology annotation, biological process: nuclear-transcribed mRNA catabolic process. The transcript has 3 exons. The record is from RefSeq and is a predicted model, not a curated record. Gene Ontology annotation, cellular component: nucleus. NCBI's taxonomy places the organism in Eukaryota, Fungi, Ascomycota, Eurotiomycetes, Eurotiales, Aspergillaceae.
AUGGGUGUCCCCGCGCUCUUCCGAUGGCUUUCCAACAAAUACCCGAAGAUCAUCUCUCCGGUGAUUGAGGAACUGCCUCAGGAAGUGAAUGGAGAGGAAAUCCCGGUCGACACCACGCGCCCCAACCCGAACGGCGAGGAGAUGGACAACCUUUACCUGGACAUGAACGGCAUUGUGCACCCAUGUACCCAUCCAGAGGGAAAGCCCCCACCAGCCAACGAGCAGGAGAUGAUGCUGGAAAUCUUCAAGUACACCGACCGCGUUGUCAACAUGGUCCGUCCCCGAAAACUACUCAUGAUUGCUAUUGAUGGUGUUGCACCAAGAGCCAAGAUGAACCAGCAGCGCGCACGUCGUUUCCGCUCCGCUCAAGAGGCCCGUGAAAAUGAUGAGAAGAAGGAGGAGCUCCAGAAACUACUCGACAAGCAACAAAGCAAGAAGACCGGUGAUGCCGCUAUUAGAGAAGAGGUCAUCCAGAAGACGUGGGACAGCAACGUGAUCACUCCUGGAACCCCUUUCAUGGACAUUCUCGCUGCCUCACUGCGCUAUUGGAUUGCUUACAAGCUUAACACUGAUCCGGCAUGGGAGAAGAUGAAGAUCAUUAUCUCGGACGCGACAGUUCCUGGAGAGGGAGAGCACAAGAUCAUGGAGUUCGUGCGUUCUCAACGAGCCUCUCCAGAACACGAUCCCAACACCCGCCACGUCAUUUACGGUCUUGAUGCGGAUUUGAUCAUGCUGGGUCUCGCUACUCACGAGCCCCACUUCCGGGUUCUUCGUGAGGAUGUCUUCUUCCAGGAGUCGAAGCCUCGGACUUGCAGGCUCUGUGGUCAACCUGGGCACAAGGCCGAGGAAUGCACGGGUAAAGCGAAGGAGAAGAGUGGAGAGUUUGAUGAGAAGCAACAUGCUUCUCCGCUGAAGCCAUUCAUCUGGCUUCAUGUCUCUGUCCUUCGAGAAUAUCUGGCUGUCGAGCUCCAGGUUGCUCAGCAACCAUUCCCAUUUGAUCUUGAACGGGCACUGGAUGACUGGGUGUUUAUGUGUUUCUUCGUUGGUAACGAUUUCCUGCCUCAUUUGCCUUCAUUAGACAUCCGUGAAAAUGGCAUCGAUACCCUGAUUGCCAUCUGGCGUGACAACAUUCCGUCUAUGGGCGGAUAUCUGACCCAGGACGGCCACGUUGAUCUCAAACGGGCUCAGCUGAUUUUGCAAGGUCUGGCUAAGCAAGAGGACGCCAUCUUCCGGCGCCGACGACAGGCGGAAGAAAGAAGAGCGGCGAAUGAGAAGAGACGCAAGGAGCAAGAUCAGGCUCGGAAUGAAGAGCGUGCUAGCAAGCGAAGACGUAGUUCUCCUGUCUAUGAUGCUAAACAGAACCGCUCCAAGGGGGAACCCGACCCAGACCCGACUGCCGGCCUGGAGCUCAUCACGCCCUCCCGUGCACACUUGACGAAAGAGGACAAGGAGCUGACUCACAACAUGAUUAUCAACCGUGGAGCCAUAUAUCGCGCCAACAUGGAAAACAAGAGCGCUGCCGCUGUUUUGAAGAGCAAGCUUAUGAAGGCCGGCCCAAGUCAGCCAGCAGCCGAGGAAGUCCCUGCCACUGCGGAGAAUGAGGGAGAGGCCCCUGAGCCGACAUCUCCCUCCGUUCUCGGGAAGAGAAAGGCUGAUGAAUCGACGGAGGCAACUGAACAGGAGACAGAGGAUGCUGGAACUCCUGGUAGAGAUUCACCUGCUGUGCCUCCCCCGAAGCCCAAGGAUGAUGAAAUGCCACCAGACACCGUCAAGCUCUGGGAGCCAGGAUAUGCUGAUCGGUACUACGAGCAAAAGUUCGGUGUUGAUCCCCAGGAUCAUGAGUUCCGUCACAAGGUUGCGCGUGCGUACGCCGAAGGUCUUGCUUGGGUCCUCCUCUAUUACUUCCAGGGCUGUCCUUCGUGGGACUGGUACUACCCAUACCACUAUGCUCCGUUCGCUGCCGACUUUGUCGACAUUGAGGACAUGGUCAUUGAAUUUGACAAGGGCAAGCCAUUCAGGCCCUAUGAGCAGUUGAUGGGAGUCUUGCCAGCAUCAUCGAACCACGCACUACCCAAAGUCUUCCAUGAUCUCAUGAGCAACCCGGAAAGUGAGAUCAUUGACUUUUAUCCAGAGGAUUUCGCUUUGGAUCUGAAUGGCAAGAAAUUUGCCUGGCAGGGUGUGAUUCUCCUUCCCUUCAUUGACGAGAAGCGCCUUCUAGCUGCGAUGGAAAAAGUGUAUCCUCUUUUGACGGAUGAAGAACGAAGCCGCAAUAUGCACGGUCAGGAAGUGCUAUUACUGUCAGAGCAGCACCCUCUCUAUCACGACCUCGUAGGCAAUUUCUAUUCCAAGAAGCCUGGACCACCUGAGUAUAAGCUCAACAUGCGCGUGAGCGACGGCCUCGCUGGCUUAGCUGAGCGCAACGAUACAUAUAUCCCUCAUGGCUCUCUCGUCUCACCCCUGCAGGAGUAUGGCAUGCCGAGUCUAGAUGACGAUCACUCUCUCACUGUCAACUAUAAAAUCCCCAAGUCUUCCCACGUCCACAAGUCCAUGCUUCUUCGCGGCGUGAAGUUUGCGACCCCGAUGCUGAACUCCGCUGACGUUCGUGCGGUCAAGGGCCGUGCUCAAAAUUCAGGACGGUCAUACGGUGGCGCACCGCUCAAUGGUCGCGGACGGGGUGGACAUAUCGACUACUCAUCAGAUCGGCCGAAUCCAUUUGCGGCGCAUCUUGAUCCGCGUUUCAUGCCUGCACCUCCAGGCGGUAUGCCGUCGAUGCCCUCUGGGUGGGUUCCUCCUGUCCCUGGGGCUGGUGACUACUCCAGAGGGCCACCUGGACCUCCUCGUGGCGGAAUGUCCCAUCAAUACCCCCCGCACCAGGCCCCCGGUCAAUAUCAAGGCCACCAAGGAUACAAUCAGGGAGGCUACCAAGGGUACCAGGGAUACCAAGGAAAUCAAGGGCAACAAGGAUAUCAUGGUGGCUACCAGGAUCGCGGUAGAGGUGGAGGAGGCAAUGGGGGUUAUCGUGGAGGCCGGUCCCGAGGCCAAAACCGUGAUAACUAUGGCGGUCACCGCGGUGGUGGUGGUGGUGGUGGUGGCGGUGGUUACAAUCGCUACUAG